Messenger RNA from Entrophospora sp. SA101, 1703 nucleotides. NCBI's taxonomy places the organism in Eukaryota, Fungi, Glomeromycota, Glomeromycetes, Entrophosporales, Entrophosporaceae. The record is from the annotation of a GenBank genome assembly.
AUAAACAAAGUCCUUCAUCUCAUGGAAGAUAUGGACUUCAUAAAAUUUAUAUCUAUAUAGUGGCCGUUUCUUUAGCUCUUAUGAUAUUUAUUUUUUCAUCGCCCUAUUUCAAUCAAAUUCCAUACUUUAAUGCUGAUGCAAAUUUUGAUGACGACGACAUUACAAUAAUUCCUUCAAAGUCAACAAUUAAAGAUAAAACUAUUAAUAAUAAUGAAACAGUAAAUACAAGUGGACAUUAUAGUAUAUUAUUGGUUAUUUCCACAAAAAUAAGCCAUGUACGCCACAGAAAGGAAUUGAGAGAAAAUCUGUUUGGAAUUCGUAAUAAUUUAAAACCUUGUAUGCGCCAGGAUGGUGAUAUCUAUUAUAAAUUUUUAGUAGAACCUCAUAAUGUUAUACCAAAAUUUCACUUGCGUGAUUUUAGAGCUGAAUCCGUUGAAUUUGAUGAUAUUGUGGAAUUUCCAAAUCAUAAUAACGAAUGGCAAGAUAUUAUUUUAGAUUGGACGCAAAGUCUUUUCGAGGAAGACAUUACAUUUGAUCAUUUAGUAAUGAUAAAAGAUUCUACAAUUAUAGAUUUACACAAACUUCAAUCGGUUUUAAGAUCUUCUACAAUCAGUGGACAAUCUUUAACUAAUGUACAAAAAAGUAAUCUUGUAUGGGGUCCAUUUGAAUCUUUGUUAAAUGAUGUGGCUAUUAUCCUUGGUAACAAUGCUAUUACAACCAUUAUUAAAUCAAAAGAUGCCGUCAGAGCUGCCAGUGUAAAAAGGAAGGGUUUAAUAGUCGAGACUUACGAAUAUUAUCGUGAAUAUCCUCAUGAGACUGAUUUAUUCUUUGUUAAUGAUGGCGUGGGAUUAAUUGAUUUUCCCAGUUCUGUUGAAAAUAUUCCUACAAACACAACCAUUGCAGUUGGCGGUAUUUAUCUUGAAGAUGAUUUGAAAGAUGUUACAAACCGUCUUUCCAUCAGAACCACUUUGAUUUGUCAUCCCAACAACAAUCAUCCAAGAAUUGCAGUUGUUACCAGUAGUUUUGUUUACGAUAAUUUGUGUAUGCUUCCUGUUAUAAAACCAGCAGCCGAUAACAAAAGAUCUUAUGCUCAACUACAUGGCUACUCGUUUAUUGCUAGAUCACGUGAAUUUUCUCAACAAAUUUACAAAAAUCGUAAAACUGUGUGGGGCAAGUUUGAUGCAAUAGAAAGGAUUUUGCCUUAUUAUGAUUGGAUAUUUUGGCUCGAUAUGGAUACAGUCAUUACAAAUAAAUCAGUUACCAUAGAAAGUAUUUUGAAAAAAUUUACAGAUAUGGUUGGUGGUGAAGAGAAUUUUAGCAAAAUAAAUUUGAUUGUUACAAGGCCUGUCAAAGAUCAAAUGAUAAAUGCUGGUGUUUUCUUGUUAAGAAAUUCAGAAUGGAGUAAAGAAUUUAUAAGAAAAUGUCAAUAUCGUACUGAUCUCUAUAAAGGAGGCAUGUUCGAACAACGUGCCAUGUGGGACCUUAUGAGAGAUCCUGAAUGGGCGCCAGGAGUAAUAAUGUCAGAUCAAGAUGAUCGUACUUUUAACACAUUUCCUCCACGCUUUCAAAAAGGUGAUUUUGUUGUACAUUAUGCACCAGAUAAUUGUCCAGCAAAACCUAUGCUGGAUGCUAUGGGUAAAAUAAAAAUGUUGGAAGAGAACCCUGGAAUUGAAAUAUCGCUUGCACAUGGACCAGAUCAUUAA